GUUGCAGUGUUGUUCGUGUCACUUCUAACCUAACCUGUUGAAUAUUUUCCUUUGAACUUUUGAUAUUUAUUCGGAUUUAUUUUUCGAAAUAGAAGUUAGUGGAAAGAAAUAAUAACGAAGAUGAGUUGCGGAAUGGGAAUGAUAAAAUAUUUACUCUUCAUAUUUAAUUUCGUCUUCGCGGUAUGCGGGUUAGGUAUUCUAACUCUCGGUGUUUUGAUACAUCUACAAAUAUUAGGAGUAAGUAAGCAAAUCGAAACCGGUCUUGCAUUUCCAUCGAUAACAUUGAUCGUUCUUGGCAGUAUAAUCUUUGUAAUAUCAUUUUUCGGAUGCUGCGGUGCUAUCCGAGAAAGUCAUUGCAUGACAAUUACCUUCGCAUCGUUUCUUCUGUUUAUUUUGCUCGUGCAAAUAGCAGUUGCCGUUUAUGCCUUUAUAGUUGUCAAAAAUGAUGAUAAUUUCCGCAAUAUAUCAGAGAAAUAUCAGGAGAUAUUUAAUGGUUACUUUUUGAAUUCGGAGAGUAAAGAUUUUAUUGAUUUUAUUCAGAAAAAUUUGCAAUGCUGUGGUGUCCACUCUUUAAGUGAUUAUAAUGACAAGCCUAUUCCUGCAAGUUGUUGUAAUUCUCCUGAAAAUAAUACUUGCUCUAUAAGUAAUUCAUACACGAAUGGUUGUGUAGAGGCAUUAAAAGAUACGGUCAAACUUGCCGGAACUGUGUUUGGUAGUGUCGCUAUUGCUAUUGCCAUUGUUGAGUUGAUUGGCAUCAUUUUCGCACUUUGCCUGGCAAAUUCUAUAAAAAACGCUGAACGUAGGGGUUAUAGAGUAUGAAAGUUCAACAGAUAAUUAUUAAAAGAAGUAUAUAUUGAAAAAAACGUAAUAAUUGAUAACACUACCAUUAAUAAUUUUAUUUAAAGACAGUGAUAGAAAAUACUAUUAUUUUGUAUUGAAAUAAAUUUAAAUAGUUUUAUAAAUGAAAGAAAAAAAGAAUAUCUUUUAUUUUAUUUUGAGCAUAGUUCCAUUUAAAUUUAUAUGUUGAUAUGUGAUAUCAAAUGUAUAAAUACAUUAUUUAAUAUAUUUUUAAUUUUGGUACAUUUUCAUUAAAUUGAUUAUAUUUUUUUAUAUUAAGAAAUAAAAUUAUAAUAAUAAUAAUAAUAAUAAUAAUAAUAAUUUUCAUUAAUAAUAAUAAUCGGUGCAAAAAAAUUCUUAAAGACUUGAUAAAUUUUUUGUUAAAUAAUUUUUGUACUCAUUACGUAUUAUAAUUAUUUUUGUCCACAUAAUUAGUAAAAAUAAUUAAUAAAUAUUAAAUUUUUUAAAGUAUAAUUUAUAAUUUGUCAAAUUAAAAAUUAUAGAGUAUUUUAAUAAAUUUAAUUACAAUGCAUUAUAUGUAGUUUUGCGAAUAUCAUAGAAAAGUAUUUUUAUAACAAUAUUUUGAUAAGUAUUACACAUUUUGCUUACAUCUGCUUUUAUAAAAUACAAUUUAUAUUUUUAUUUGUACAGCACACAUUCAUUAUACUGUAUUCACGAUUUUCAAAAGAUAAUGUCAAAUUAUAUAUUUUUCUUGUAAUAAAAUUUAUUUUAUCUAUA
Apis mellifera (honey bee) is the source of this 1575-nucleotide messenger RNA. It is a transcript of the gene Tspan6, whose product is annotated as tetraspanin 6. NCBI's taxonomy places the organism in Eukaryota, Metazoa, Arthropoda, Insecta, Hymenoptera, Apidae. The record is from RefSeq and is marked provisional. Gene Ontology annotation, cellular component: membrane.